Molecule: messenger RNA, 735 nt
Organism: Sugiyamaella lignohabitans
Lineage: Eukaryota; Fungi; Ascomycota; Dipodascomycetes; Dipodascales; Trichomonascaceae
Gene: UTR4
Product: putative acireductone synthase UTR4
Exons: 1
Coding region: 1-735 (244 amino acids)
Molecular function (GO): magnesium ion binding; acireductone synthase activity
Source: RefSeq, a predicted model, not a curated record
AUGGUUCGUGCUAGAGCAGUUGUGUUCGACAUUGAAGGCACAGUGUGCCCCAUUUCGUUUGUGAAGGAGGUGCUGUUCCCGUAUGCGGUUCAGAAAAUCCAUAGUUUGGUGCGGGACCUGCCAGCCAGCUCGUUCCCCCUGAGCUCGUCGAGCGACAAUGUCCUGAUCUCGCAGUAUCUGUCGCAAUUUCCCUCAGAAUAUACUGGUGAUGCCAAGUCGCUGCUCGAUCAUAUCGAUGACCUGGUCGCUCGUGAUGUUAAAGCUUCGUAUCUGAAAACUCUGCAGGGUUAUUUGUGGAAAUCAGGUUACGACUCGGGCGAGAUCAAGGCCCCUGUCUAUCCUGACGCAGUGUCUCAUAUCCAGAAAUGGGCCAAAUCUCUUCCUUCGGAUGGAGGUGUAUAUAUCUACUCGUCGGGCUCUGUAGCAGCUCAGAUUCUGUUGUUUGCGCAUUGUGAACCUGAUCUGGAUCUCACUCCAUAUCUCAAGGACUACUUUGACACAGUCAAUGCUGGCCAGAAGGUCGUCCCAGAUUCUUACAAUACAAUUGCCAAGAAAAUCGGACUCCCUGCUUCUGACAUUUUGUUCUUCACUGAUAACACUAACGAAAUCGAUGCUGCUCAGAAAGCCGGCUGGCAGACUACUCUCGUAGUCCGUCCCGGCAACGCACCUUUUGACGACAGCUACCGUUCUAAAACAACUGUCAUCACCAGCCUCGAUCAGGUUGACUUGAAUUGA